Lachancea nothofagi CBS 11611 is the source of this 711-nucleotide messenger RNA. The record is from the annotation of a GenBank genome assembly. NCBI's taxonomy places the organism in Eukaryota, Fungi, Ascomycota, Saccharomycetes, Saccharomycetales, Saccharomycetaceae.
AUGGAUGAAACGCGUCCAAGCAUGCUUUUCGGCACGCGCGACAUACUUGUAGAGCAUCAACGAGGCAUGACGGUUCUUGGUUAUCCCGUUUUCUCGCCCAACUUGCUUAUUAGAGGAGUGGACCCUCCGCAGUUCCAGCUGAUAGGCCCUGAUGGAGAAUCAGUAGAGAAGGGUGAGAUCAAGGCCGGUGCUGGAAUGUGGCCGCUGGAUCUGAAUUCUCGGUCCGGCGAUUUCAAGUGGUUUGUGUCAAUGGACCAUGCAAACAGGUACGAGACUGACGACCAAGGCUGGAGCUACGGCUGGCGGUUUCGAAGCAAACGCUGGAAAGCCAGUAACGGGUUUGUGAGGAAGCGGUUCUGGGUCCGCCUGAGAGAAAGAACCCGAGAGCUAACUCCUGCCGAGCCCGAACUUUCCGAUCUCGAGUGUGGGACCAACCCACACGUAGAUGAAGGCUCCACAACUGCUGAAUCCGAGCAUAGCUCAAUUCAUAGCCAGUCAAGCUUCUCCCUACUGCUCCAAGAGCUCUCGAAACCCAGUCUGGAUCGCCAGAAAGCUGAUCGGGUGCUCCUUUAUAUAUCUCAACUGCCGUCCUCCAACAGACAAGAAUUUCUGGAGCCCAAUUCCUCGGCGUUGAGACAAAUCCUCGAGCGGUUUCAGUUUGACGAAAGCCGAAGGAAACUUGUUGAUGUUCAAAUUCGCGGCAUAGUAUGA